AAAGUAUCUACAUGCUGUGUUUUCCCUCAUCUUCUUUAUUUUUUUAAAAACUAAUAAACAUUAACAAUGUAUCCAUAAACCGCAAUUAAUUUAAUUCUAAGAUUAAAUUGAUGGCGUUGUUAACUUAUUAAGGGAUUAAACAAUUUUUGAUAAAUCAGUCCUUUGUGAUCCAACUGGCAAUUGUGGACAUGCGUAUUGUUUUUAGUAGAUAUUGAUAAAUUAAGAUAACAUGUGUCAGAUACUGUUACGUUUAAGCACGUGGCAAAUACUCAUAAAUUGGUCGUACUAAGUGGAUUAAAAUGAAAAUAGAGUUGUUCAGUAGAAUAAUUUUGAUCACCGUUCUGGAAAUUGGUGCCGAAAGUGCUAACAUCCUCGUUGUAAAUUCUAUGCCGUCAUACAGCCAUUUCAUCAUUCCAUUCAAAUUGACCAAAGAGCUAGCCAGCAGAGGACAUCACGUCACAUCCAUUAAUGCGUAUCCACAACGAACAAAAUUGCCAAACUAUACUGAUGUUCCAGUAGUGGAAAAUAUUCCUUUGAUAGAAGAAAUGAAGCAAAAAAUGUUUGCCAGAGGAUCGAACGGUAUGUUUGAGAACCUUUUUAGUUUGUUUGACAUGACUGCUGUGAUUACUAAUAGUACCCUAUAUAAUAAAAAUGUCCAGAAACUUUUGAACUCCGAUAAAAAAUUUGACUUAGUUAUAAUAGAACAUUUUUUCAAUGACGCUUUUGUCGGUUUUGGUCACCACUUUAAUGCACCCGUCAUUUUCGUAAGCACGCAGGCCGCAAGCGCAAUGAAUGGAUACGUUUUUGCCAACCCCUUACCCUUUUCGUAUGUUUCGGGUAAUGGAGGGACUUUAACAAAACAUAUGAAUUUUUGGCAAAGAAUACAAAAUCUGCUGAUGCAUUCGGUGUUUAACACCUUGAUCCAUUUUUAUCAUCUACCUAAACAAAGCAACAUUUUUAAAAGCUACGUACAAGACGCGGAAAUGGUUCAAGUCCUUUAUAACACAAGUUUGAUGCUAACGAAUUCACAUGUGAGUGUUUCUGGUGCAAUCCCGUUAGUACCCAGCAUUAUAGAAAUAGGAGGUCUUCACGUAACCACGAAACGCUUACCAGACGACUUACAAACUUUUCUUGAUAAUGCUGUAGAAGGUGUUAUCGUCUUUUCUAUGGGAUCCAACUUAAAAUGUGAGGACUUGAAACUCGAAACGAGAGAAAGUAUCUUGAAAGCCUUCUCCAAAAUUAAGCAGAAAGUUUUAUGGAAAUAUGAAUCGAACCUACCCGAUACUCCUGAAAAUGUAAAGAUAUCUCCAUGGUUGCCGCAGCAGGAUGUUUUAGCGCAUCCAAAUGUUAAAGUUUUUGUUACUCACGGAGGUCGGUUGAGUACUAUUGAAGCUAUUUAUUUCGGAGUGCCACUUGUUGGUAUUCCUGUUUUUGGGGACCAGCUGAGUAACAUUGCGACAGCAGCGGCUGAUGGGUACGCUGUUAAGAUUAACUUGGAGGAAUUAUCUGAGCAAACUUUGUCUUCGGCUCUGAAUGAAGUAUUAACAAAUCCAAGAUAUAAAGAAGCAGCUCAGGAAAGAUCAAACUUGCUGCACGACCAACUUUUAACACCUAUGGAAUCUGCAAUCUUUUGGGUCGAACAUGUGAUUCGCCAUCGCGGAGCUCCCCACUUAAAAACAGCAGGAGUCGAUUUGAAAUGGUACCAGAGAGAAAUGGUAGACGUCAUUGUUUUCUUACUAGCAGUUGUGACCAUAAUGGUAUUUGUAAUUUGCAUUGUACUUAAGAAAUUAUGGUAUAUUUUAAACCAUAGUGAAAACGUCACUACUCCAAAGAAGAAAAUUCAGUAGGUACCUAGUUUGAUUAAAAAAAUGCAGAAACUCUUAUUAUAAUGGUGCAGGUGGUUGUACAUGCAUGUCGAAAACUCAAACUUUUCACUUUUAAUUUAAGUUGGUAUUAUUUGUGAGACAAAGGUUAGUCGCUGCGAUAUAGAUAUAAUGAAGCAGUUGUGUCGUUGUAUAUACAGGGUUAGUCACGAGAGAAUUACUUCUGAAAAUUAUUUUUACGCAACCCAAAAUACGAAUACCAUGUACCAUUUGAUACUAACUGAAUUUAAAAUGAAAUGCUUAAUCCAUGAUUGCUUUGAGUUUGGCAAUCUCAUUUUGACAAUUGUGGAAAAGGAGGUUACGCGAGUGUCCAUGGUGGUACCGCAGCCAGUCGGAAAUCUCCUCCGGCGCCGCUAAUAAAUUUGUCAGUGUGCCUCUUGAUCUUUUGCAACCGAUUAAUCAAGAGAAAAUUAUUUCUAAAAAUUCCUUUUACGGCAUUUUAUUCAAAGGUUACAACACAAACUCAAACAAGUAAGUAAAUAAUUUAACUACUAAUCUGUUGAAAAUGUUGGGCAUUUUGGGGAGAUGCUACGGCUUUUUUGUAAAUGGAUGGCCGAAGAAGUCCAGGGGUUGCGGAUUUGCACUUCGAAGAGGCUCUAGGUGACGCAGAGAUGGCGAAUUAACACAUGCACAUUAGCGGCGAACAACAUUAGCAAGCACUUACGGCUUCAGUAUAGCCCAGAUUGAUCUGACUGUAUGUCGUCGAUCCAAUGGGGCUCUAGAGGCGAGUCAACGAUGAAAAAAAAUGUUAAAAACGUCGUCUUCGUUGAUUCACUAUUAAAGUCUCUCCAAUUGGUUACAAUCGUCCGACUUGUCAAAAGGGAAAAUAUCAAAAGAUGUCAGUCCCUUCGGGAGUUACAGGAACCUGUAAUUAAUCCGUUUUGUUAUGCGCCAAAACAGUUUGUGCUUGAAUUGAUAUUAUCAAAAUGUCCAAAAAAUAUUCCUCUGUGCCUGCUUGUGGGGUAAUCAAGGAUCCUAGAGACCACAAAAUAAUGCACAGAUUCCCUUCAAACACUGUGAACUUUUAAAAGGUUGUGGUGCAAAAAGGUUUUUAAUGCUACGAGUAGGUACCCCGACAUGAAUCUUUUACCUAAGGGAAUGUAUAGCCAUUAAAACCAUUUCAGGUGAUAAUAUUGCAAAUAAUUUAUACAUUUGUGGUAAACACUUUGAGCAGGGGCGGCUCAUGACUUGAAAAGUUGAUGAGGCAAAGCACAAUACGCUCCAAAAUAUAAAUAAAUCAAGAUUACUUAAAUAUUUUCUACUUAGUCAAAUAAACAAAUUUGUAAACUCAUUUAACUGUCCAGCAAGAACCAACGUGAAUGUGUAAGGAACUCUUGUAAGGAAAGGAUGGGAAUAACAGGACAAAAGGAAAGGGAAACGUGGUCAGAAAAAACUAAUAUAACUUAAAAAAAAACAAAAUUAAAAUAAACUUUAAAGAAAACAUAUCGAAAAAAAUCAAAUACAACAUAAAAUAAACCUAUUUGAUUUAUAACAAAAAACAAAACGAAAAACAUUAAAACAUAAAUACUCUGGAUUUAUUUUAAACGUUUUUAUAGAUCAAUAAUUAACGAUUUACUCAAAUCAGGAACCGGCCGUUUUAAUUCCUUAACUGCAUACAAUUUAUCAUCAUACGUGAAAGUAGAAAAAACAGAACUGCUAUUGUCAUUUAACGUUAGUAGAGAAAAAUUCCGAUUUACUCGUAAUCUUAAAUAACGAUUACCGAAAUCAAAUUAUGACAAGCACAAAGCACUAACGCGACACACACAAACGUAGGCACUUUUAAGACAAAAUUCUGUUACAGAAAUUUUGAAUCAAUUUAUACACACACAGAUUUGUGGCAAAACAAUCAACGGCCUAAUUUUGAAUACUUCUGCAAAUGCAGACUGCAUUGUAAUCGCACGUUCUCCGCGCGCAAAUAUUGUUGUCCAUCUCUUUUGCAAACACGGAAAUGAGGCUAGCCUCAAUUUUGUCUUUUUUCAACUCAUACCGCUUAUGAGUGUAUUGCAGGUUGCUUGCCUAUUAACGAUAUGAUUUCUAUAUCCGCUGUAGAGGCAAGCUCCGAGUUUGCCUCAUUCGCGUCACAAAAUACAUGUUGUGUCGAGUGUUUCAGCGCGCUGUUUAAUUAAGGGAGCAACGAGUACCUACUGAGAUAAAAAUAAGAAUAUAAUUUUCCAUAUUUAUUUUUAAAAUUUUAGAAAAAAGACACAAAUUAUUGGCCGAAAUGUGUCGUUAAAAAAUAGUAAAAAUCCUAAUAAGGCGUAAAAUUCAUUGGUGAGGCACUGCCUCACCUGCCUCAUAGGACAAGCCGCCCCUGACUUUGAGAGAAGUUGUUAUUAUACAAAUAAAAGACUUAAACCCGGCUCUGUUCCUACUUUGUUCCCCCAUGGUUCCAAGUCACCGCUACCUGUUCCUACUUCUUCAAGCUCCCUAGCAAGUACUAAACGUGAUCCAGAAUGCAGCUUCAUAAUUUCUGAGACACAUUCCGAUAACAAUGUAAACACCUCAAAGAAAAACUUUCCUACUGCAUAUCCCUUUGCAGACCAUCCACGCCCAUGGCGUUGUGACUUUGGCACCGGUACCGAAAUUUUGCCUCUUUUUCAAGUAAAAACUGAAAUACAUGAUGUCAAAUUAUGUCAAAAAGUCAGACCACAACAGACAUUUAGCCGACAUUACAGAUUCCUUUCCCUCCCGACGUAUGCGCCCUCACAUGUCACAUUUAAGGGAUUGGAGAGACUUUAAUAGUGAAUCAACAAGACGACGGUUAAAAAUUAAUUAACGUCAAAGUGACACUGUCAAAGUCAAAGCAAUCAUGGAUUAGGCAUUUUAUUUUAAAUUUAGAUAAUAUCAAGUGGUACAGGGUAUUAGUAUUUUGGGUUGCGUAAAAAUAAUUUUCAGAAGUAAUUCUCUCGUGACUAACCCUGUAUAUAUAUAUAUCUAUAUACCUAUUUAUCGUUCUCAUUCAACUCUUAAACCAACAGGAUGACUUCCAUUUUGUAGGUGUGUACUUGCUGUCAUACCUCCAUCGUUAAAGGCUUCAAACAAACCUUGCUAGAUAUUGCACUUUAGAUAUAUUUAUAUAGGUAUAUUGUAUAUUUCUAUUUGCAAAAAUAGGUUUUAAUGCUUCGACACAUUUCUUGCCAUUGUUUUAGAAUUGUGUUUUUUUUUUAGAAUUUUAGAUCAUCAUUGUUAAUUCUAGUUUAAAUUAAAAAAUAAAUGUUAGUAAAAUUUUAACACGU
Molecule: messenger RNA, 5119 nt
Organism: Zophobas morio
Lineage: Eukaryota; Metazoa; Arthropoda; Insecta; Coleoptera; Tenebrionidae
Product: UDP-glycosyltransferase UGT5-like
Exons: 4
Coding region: 300-1847 (515 amino acids)
Molecular function (GO): UDP-glycosyltransferase activity
Source: RefSeq, a predicted model, not a curated record